AAACCCAUCAAGACUCUCAUUUACUCGUUCAUUUCCGGAACUUGUCGGUUUUUGAACAUGGGGAUGGCCUUACGAAAGUCUUCGUCGUUGUUGUUCAACACAAGGUUUCUGUGUCCGGAGCUACCAAUCACCUGCUCAUAUCACAAAAAGGUUGUGGACCACUAUGAAAACCCAAGAAAUGUGGGCUCUUUGGAUAAAAAUGCCAAGAAUGUGGGGACGGGUUUAGUCGGAGCACCAGCCUGCGGCGACGUCAUGAAACUCCAAGUUGAAGUGGAUGAAAAUGGUAAGAUCGUGGAUGCCAAAUUCAAGACUUUUGGUUGCGGAUCGGCCAUUGCUUCCAGCUCUCUGGCGACUGAGUGGGUGAAAGGCAAGUCGAUCGAUGAGGCUUUGAGAAUCAAGAACACAGACAUUGCAAAAGAACUCUCACUUCCACCUGUCAAGCUCCAUUGUUCCAUGCUUGCAGAAGAUGCCAUAAGAGCAGCCCUGUCAGACUACAGAAUAAAACAGAACAAGGAAGAGCAAGGUGUCAAAGCCAGCGGUUAAUUUCUCAUCAUUAAUUUUCCAUAAUGGGUCAGUGUACCUCAGGGAUGUGUCAUUUACGUACAACAUGUCAGAAGGACUUCCUUUGAGAUUAUGGCUCAUCCCCUCUUUUUUCUCGGCUAAUAAUGUAACAAGCCUAUUGUUCAAUAACAUUUGCAUUUAUGAUGCUGCAAUUCUAGCAUUUCUUUAGCAUCAAUCGCAUACCAAAAAUGAUAUCUAUGUAGUUUUAUUUUAAUCACAUUUGUCAUGGAGAUUUUGAAACUGGAAAUUAAAGAUCAAUAUUACAAUAA
This is a messenger RNA of Syngnathus acus (greater pipefish), 830 nucleotides long. RefSeq names its product iron-sulfur cluster assembly enzyme (gene iscua). The transcript has 5 exons. The record is from RefSeq and is a predicted model, not a curated record. Lineage: Eukaryota; Metazoa; Chordata; Actinopteri; Syngnathiformes; Syngnathidae. Gene Ontology annotation, biological process: intracellular iron ion homeostasis; iron-sulfur cluster assembly. Gene Ontology annotation, molecular function: ferrous iron binding; 2 iron, 2 sulfur cluster binding. Gene Ontology annotation, cellular component: mitochondrial matrix; cytoplasm. The coding region runs from base 58 to 543 and encodes 161 amino acids.